CCAGAUAUCGGAUGACUUUUCAAAUUAGUGGCUAGAUUUCUUUGCAAACAAUCUUUUAUUCUAAAAACUUUGAAACGGAACACAGACGGAGGUUUUGUGCGAUGGCAUCACGGUUGUGGUUGUGCUUCUUCUUCGGCUUGAUGAUCACCGACGCCCUAACUCGAGCUCAAAACACCACCGAUCCAGCUGAAGUGCGAGUUAUAAAUGCAAUGUUCAGCCAAUGGGGGAUACCAGAGAGCUCAGCAACAGAGAUGGGAUGGAACAUAAGUGGAAACCCAUGCACCGGCGCCGCCGUGGACUCUAGCGACUUUGGUGCCGAUACCUACAAUCCCGGCAUCAAAUGCGACUGUAAUAUCCCCAAUUCUACUACUUGCCACAUUACCCAAGUAAAAGUUGUUGCAAUGGAUGCUGUGGGCCCAAUCCCAGAAGGACUUUGGACUUUGACUUACCUUAUCGAUCUUAAUUUAGCCCAGAAUUACUUGACAGGUUCCUUGUCACCUUCCAUUGGCAAUUUAAGUCGUAUGCAGUACCUGAGUUUCGGGACCAAUGCAUUAUCAGGGCAGGUUCCACCAGAGCUAGGACAGCUUACUGACCUUAGAUCUCUCUCAUUUGGCACAAACAAUUUCACUGGUUCCCUUCCAUCUGAACUUGGAAAUUUGAGAAGAUUGGAAGGGCUUUACAUUGAUAGUGCUGGAGUUGGUGGUGAAAUACCUCCUUCAUUUGCUAAUUUACGGAACCUACAGAUAGUAGGGGCUUCUGAUAAUGGAUUCACAGGCAGAAUACCGGACUUUAUAGGGAAUUGGACACAGUUACAAGAAUUCAGGAUUGAGGGAAACUCUUUUGAAGGUUCAAUACCACCUUCAUUUUCUAGACUGACCUCUCUGCAGGACUUGAGGAUAAUCGGUUUAUCUAAUGGAACUCUCGACUUUAUUAGGGAUUUGAAGUCCCUGAGUGUUCUAACUUUGAGGAAUAACGGACUUUCUGGUUCUAUUCCUAAUGACAUAGGAGAAUAUGUAGACUUGGUAGCACUGGAUUUGAGUUUCAACAAUUUGAGUGGGGAGAUUCCAAGAGGAUUGUUCACCUUGAGUGAAAUGUCUUUCUUGUUUCUUGGAAACAACAGCUUAACUGGUACUCUUCCUAAUGUAAAGAGCAGAACUCUCAACAAUAUUGAUUUGUCAUACAAUGAACUAUCUGGGACACUUCCUUCUUGGGCCACUGACCCAAACUUACAACUCCACAUACUUGUGAACAACUUCACUUUAAACGAUUCAGGAUUAAAUUGUCUCCAAAGGGAUUUCCCUUGUGGGCGUGGAUCACCAAGAUAUAGUAACCUUGGAAUCAAUUGUGGUGGCCCACAAAUUACAUCCUCAAGUCAGAUAGUCCACGAGCAAGAUAACAACCCUCUUGGUCCAGCAACAUACUAUUUGACCCCCGAAAUGAGGUGGGGUGUCAGCAAUGUGGCACGAAGGGACAUCCCUUCUAACAGCAUAGAUCCCACCCAACGCUAUUUCAACAACACAAUAGCCUCCAGUGUAAACCAGUUCACGGACACUACAGAUUCAGGACUCUUCCAAACAGCAAGACUCUCCGCUGGAUCAUUAAGAUAUUACGGUUUAGCCCUCGAGAAUGGUAACUACACCGUAAAACUCCAGUUUGCAGAAAUUGUGAUUGAAAAUGGUCCCACUUGGAGAAGCCUUGGAAGACGAUUAUUUGACAUUUAUAUCCAGGGAAACCAGGUGUUUAAAGAUUUUGAUAUUAAAAGGGAAGCAGGGGGGGCUUCAUUUAGCCCUGUUACAAGGGAAGUGACAGUUGACGUUAUAAAUAACUACCUUGAGAUUCAUCUAUUAUGGACUGGAAAAGGAACUUGUUGUGUACCUGAUCAAGGAACUUUUGGACCUCUCAUAUCAGCAAUCAGUGCCACCCCAAAUUUCAUCCCUAGUGUGAGCAACAAUCUGCCUUCCAACAACAAGAACAAUAAUACCGGUUUGAUUGUGGGGAUUUUAGUUCCGAUUGGAGCUGUGAGCUUUUUGACAUUAUUAGCCCUGUAUAUUCUUCGUCAGCGAAGGAAGAGGAAGGAUACAUCCGGAAAAUGUGAUGAAGAGUUUUUGGGAAUUGAUCACACAAGGCCAUAUACUUUUGGUUAUGGAGAUUUAAGAGAUGCAACGGAUGAUUUUAGUCCUGCAAAUAAGCUUGGUGAGGGUGGUUUUGGACCUGUUUACAAGGGAACACUUGAAGAUGGGAGAGUAAUAGCUGUCAAACUACUCUCCGUAGCCUCACACCAAGGCAAGUCCCAAUUUGUUGCAGAAAUUGCCACAAUAUCCGCAGUCCAACACCGUAACCUCGUGAAACUCUAUGGAUCCUGCAUCGAUGGAGAAAAACGACUUCUCGUCUACGAGUAUCUUGAAAACAAGAGUCUUGAUCAAGCAUUAUUCGGAAGCAGCAGAUUGUCGCUUAAAUGGUCAACCCGUUUUGAUAUAUGCAUGGGAUUAGCACGGGGUCUCACGUAUCUCCAUGAGGAAUCACGCAUACGGAUUAUACAUCGAGAUGUGAAAUCUAGCAAUGUUUUACUUGAUUCUGAUCUGAACCCUAAGAUAUCGGAUUUCGGUCUGGCUAAACUUUAUGAUGACAAGAAAACACACUUGAGUACUCGUGUUGCAGGCACAUUUGGAUAUCUUGCACCAGAGUAUGCAAUGUGGGGACACCUUACGGAGAAGGCCGAUGUGUUUGGGUUUGGAGUUGUGGCUUUAGAGAUUAUCAGUGGAAGGCCCAACUCUGAUUCGAGUUUGGAAGAUGAGAAAAUAUAUCUUCUUAAUUGGGCAUGGAAGCUACAUGAAGGUAAUCGUGAAUUAGAGUUAGUGGAUGAAGAAUUGUCUGAAUUUAAUGAGACCGAAGUGAAAAGAAUGACGAGAGUUGCCCUUUUAUGUACGCAAACCUCGCCAACACAACGGCCAUCAAUGUCACGUGUGGUGGCAAUGCUUUCCGGAGACAUAGAAGUAACUGGUGUCAUUACUCGGCCAGAGUACCUGACUUAUUUUGAGUUUGAUGACUCUACAACAUUUAAGAGUGCUACUCCAACUUCAACUAUGAAUUAGGUAUGUGACCUAAUUUCCCGUCAUG
Messenger RNA from Lactuca virosa, 3117 nucleotides. NCBI's taxonomy places the organism in Eukaryota, Viridiplantae, Streptophyta, Magnoliopsida, Asterales, Asteraceae. The record is from the annotation of a GenBank genome assembly.